AUGGGGGCAUUGUCGGCCAAUGUUGGAGCGUGGGUCGGUAACAGCCUCGUUAUCAAAUGUUCUGUUUCAUCCAAGAAGAGGAAGAAAGUGAGUGGGCUUUUUGUGUGCAGUUUCGCUAUUAGCAAUGUAACAAUUGCCAUUCUCUGUGCGCCUUUCACAGUGGUCAGCGAUUUGCUGUUCUACUAUUGGACUUUCCCUCAUUGGUUGUGUCCGCUCAUUUCCUAUGUCCAGUUAGUCGUGGUCACUCAGAGAGCAUGUUCUUUGGUAGCGUUAACGCUCCAUCGUCAUCGAUCCGUCGUGUAUCCAACAGCCAAAAAACUAACGAAACGAAACGGUGCAAUCAUCACCAUGUUUCUAUGGCUGUUUUCGGCAAUGUUUGGUUUGCCUGUGUUGUUGCAGAGCAGGGUGAUGUUUUUCGAGAAUAUUUCUCCUGAUGUUUACGGAAUCUGUGUAGAGGACUGGGGUUCUCUUCGCCUGAGGAACGCUUACACGGUGUCCAUCUUUAUUGUCCAGUAUGUGGUUCCGAUGGUCAUUUUGACCGUUGCCCACGCCCGUGUGUUCAGUAUAGUGUUUCGUCGAAAGGUUCCCGGUGAAAAAUAUCAAGCCAGAGACAAAAUGUUAGAACGAUCAAAGAAAAAGGUAGGACUUGACUUUGAAAAAUACAAAAAUCGCUGCAAUGGUCUCGUGUGUAUGACCGGAAGUACAUAA
Molecule: messenger RNA, 708 nt
Organism: Ostrea edulis (European flat oyster)
Lineage: Eukaryota; Metazoa; Mollusca; Bivalvia; Ostreida; Ostreidae
Product: RYamide receptor-like
Exons: 2
Coding region: 1-708 (235 amino acids)
Biological process (GO): G protein-coupled receptor signaling pathway
Cellular component (GO): membrane
Molecular function (GO): G protein-coupled receptor activity
Source: RefSeq, a predicted model, not a curated record